Molecule: messenger RNA, 6456 nt
Organism: Astyanax mexicanus (Mexican tetra)
Lineage: Eukaryota; Metazoa; Chordata; Actinopteri; Characiformes; Acestrorhamphidae
Gene: clcn3
Product: chloride channel 3
Exons: 14
Coding region: 627-3074 (815 amino acids)
Biological process (GO): transmembrane transport; chloride transport
Cellular component (GO): membrane; early endosome; Golgi apparatus
Molecular function (GO): voltage-gated chloride channel activity
Source: RefSeq, a predicted model, not a curated record
AGGGCCACAGGUCUAAGUCCAGUUUGUACAAGGGCACUUUGAGGAGUGGCGUCAGACAGGAGUAAAGUGGAUACUUGGUGAGAAAAGCGAAAUAAAGGUCAGCUGAGGCUUUUGGUUGACAUCAUGUACCAGCUGGACCAGCCUGAGUGUAACUGGAGGACGUUUGUAUAGUUCUGACGUGGCUGUUUCAGGAUGACACCCGAAGGAACUCGUUUAACAGCUCUGCUACUUUUGGAGCCGGUGAUUCAGGAAGUUUGACUUUGUCCCUGAGGAAUUACUGUGGGUCUAAGGCAAAGUGUGUUUGUGUGCGUUUGUGUGUGUGAGCGCAAGUGAGUGUGUAGGGUGCUAUUUUUGAACUUAUGAUGGGGGACCCUGGUGUGGUCCCUUACUCAAGUUUCCUCAGUGUUUUAGGUGUGUGAGUGUGUAAGCGCUGUGUGUGUGUGUAUGAAUGUGGAGUACUGUGGCGUUACUUGAUCUUGAAGGAAGCCGAGUGUGCGGUUCGGUGCCAGAUUGAGACACUUUCGCUGUUGAAGCAGAACUCAUGGACAACAUCAUCACCUGGUCCAGUACAGUUACCUGGCAACAGGAGGAUUUCAGAGAGGACGGUUUAAGGCUCUAACUACGCCAUGUCUAAUGGUGGGGGAGCGGCUGGAGGAGUGAGUAGCUCCACCCACCUGCUGGACCUGUUGGAGGAGCCCAUUCCUGGUGUUGGCACCUACGAUGACUUCCACACCAUUGACUGGGUCAGGGAGAAGUGCAAAGACCGGGAACGGCACCGCAAGAUUAACAGUAAGAAGAAGGAGUCAGCAUGGGAGUUCACCAAGAGCCUGUACGACGCCUGGUCCGGGUGGCUGGUGGUGACGCUAACAGGGCUGGCUUCAGGUGCGUUGGCAGGUUUGAUAGACAUUGCUGCUGAUUGGAUGAAUGACCUGAAGGAGGGUGUUUGUCUGAGUGCCAUGUGGUUUAAUCAUGAGCAGUGCUGCUGGGGGUCGAAUGAGACCACGUUUGCCGAAAGAGACAAAUGCCCACAGUGGAAAACCUGGGCUGAACUCAUCCUGGGGCAGGCUGAGGGUCCAGGCUCCUACAUCAUGAACUACUUUAUGUACACAUACUGGGCUUUGGCCUUUGCCUUCCUGGCGGUGUGCUUGGUCAAAGUGUUUGCUCCGUAUGCCUGCGGCUCAGGUAUUCCUGAGAUUAAGACCAUUCUCAGUGGCUUUAUAAUCCGAGGCUACCUCGGGAAGUGGACGCUGAUGAUAAAGACCAUCACCCUGGUGCUGGCUGUGGCGUCAGGCCUCAGUCUGGGGAAGGAGGGGCCUCUGGUUCACGUGGCUUGUUGCUGUGGCAACAUCUUCUCUUACCUCUUCCCCAAAUACAGCAAAAAUGAGGCCAAGAAACGAGAGGUGCUUUCUGCAGCAUCAGCGGCGGGUGUGUCGGUGGCUUUUGGGGCUCCGAUAGGAGGCGUUCUCUUCAGUCUGGAAGAGGUGAGUUACUACUUCCCCCUGAAGACACUGUGGCGGUCCUUUUUCGCUGCCCUGGUGGCGGCUUUCGUGCUGCGCUCCAUUAACCCAUUUGGAAACAGUCGCUUGGUACUGUUUUAUGUGGAGUACCACACGCCCUGGUACCUGUUUGAGCUUUUCCCUUUCAUCCUGCUUGGCGUGUUUGGAGGGCUUUGGGGAGCCUUCUUUAUCCGAGCCAAUAUCGCAUGGUGCCGCAGACGCAAAUCCACACGCUUUGGUAAGUAUCCAGUGCUGGAGGUGAUCACGGUCGCUGCCAUCACAGCCAUCGUUGCUUUUCCAAAUCCGUACACGCGGCAGAACACCAGCGAGCUGAUUAAAGAGUUGUUCACGGACUGCGGGCCGCUGGAGUCAUCUCAGCUCUGUCAGUACCGCAGUCAGAUGAAUGGCAGCCAGGCAUACCCUGAGGGCUCAGAUGCAGCCGCCACCCCUGGAGUCUACUCUGCCAUGUGGCAGCUCAGCCUGGCGCUCAUCUUUAAGAUUGUGAUGACCAUCUUCACCUUCGGUUUAAAGGUGCCAUCAGGUCUGUUUAUCCCUAGUAUGGCGAUUGGGGCAAUAGCAGGGAGAAUUGUGGGCAUUGCUGUAGAGCAGCUGGCCUACUACCACCACGACUGGUUCCUGUUUAAAGAGUGGUGCGAGGUGGGCGCUGACUGCAUCACUCCUGGUCUCUAUGCCAUGGUGGGCGCAGCAGCCUGCUUAGGUGGUGUUACGAGGAUGACCGUGUCUCUGGUGGUCAUUGUGUUUGAGCUGACUGGAGGGCUGGAGUACAUUGUGCCGCUAAUGGCUGCAGUGAUGACCAGUAAGUGGGUGGGAGACGCGUUUGGGCGCGAGGGAAUCUAUGAGGCACACAUCCGGCUAAACGGAUACCCCUUUCUGGAUGCCAAAGAGGAGUUCACGCACACCACGCUGGCACGGGAGGUGAUGCGACCGCGGCGGAAUGACUCUCCGUUAGCAGUUCUGACACAGGAUGACCUGACACUGGGAGAACUGCAGGCCAUCAUCAAUGAGACAAGCUACAACGGCUUCCCCGUCAUUGUCUCAAAGGAGUCCCAAAGACUGGUUGGCUUUGCACUCCGCAGGGACAUCACUAUUGCUAUAGAGAACGCCCGGCGAAAGCAGGAAGGCAUCGUUCUGAACUCCCGUGUGUAUUUUACCCAGCAUGCUCCAACCCUGCCCGCGGACAGCCCGCGCCCCUUGAAGCUCCGCAGCAUCUUGGACAUGAGCCCUUUCACAGUCACUGAUCACACGCCCAUGGAGAUCGUAGUGGACAUCUUCCGCAAGCUCGGCCUGCGCCAGUGCCUCGUCACCCACAACGGGAUUGUAUUGGGCAUCAUCACAAAGAAGAAUAUUUUAGAGCAUCUGGAGGAGCUCAAGCAGCACACGGAGCCCCUGGCGCCUCCUUGGUAUUAUCACAAAAAAAGAUAUCCUCCGUCAUAUGGCCCAGAUGGCAAACCAAGACCCCGAAUCCAUAAUGUUCAACUAGUGCCCUCCCACACUGGACGUGAGGAAGAGGAGGAGAGCGAAGAAGAGGUCCGAUUACUGGACCGGACAUCACACUGACCUCAUGCCCUGUCCCACCCACCCUCUUUUUUUGCCACUGCCCUGGUGUAAACCUCUGGAAGCCUUCCACGCAGGCCUCGGGGCAGGAGAAGGACGCCCGUGGAAAAUCCUGACUGCUCAAAGAGGCUUGGAGAUCGGGCAGAGCUCCGACCCCACUGCCCUAACCUGCUGACGGUCAUCCACAUGCUAACUUGCUAAAGCUAACGUACUCACACAAAUAAAAGGCAUGCAACCACGACGGCGCCACACGGCCCAGGCACCUUCACUCAAACCACCCUGGUCUGGCUCAGUUCCACCUUGUGUGACCUUCCUUACUAAGAGAGAGAGAGGGCUUGUUGCUGGGGUGAAAGGUCAUGAUGAACCGCUCAACAGCGAGGAGGGACCUUCACGAAGAAGCCUCAAUGAUGACAACCUGCCGCUGUGACCCCUGGCACUUCAACUGCCCUGCCCUCACCUCCCCCUACUGCUAAACUCUACAACCAUUGUUUACCUGUGACACGUGUGAGUGCGAGUCAGAGAGCAUGUUUAGGAACGACAGUGUGUGACAGUGUUUGCAUGUGUGUACGAGAGUGAAGUGUGUAAGAAAAGGAAGAAGGAAGCCCCCCCUCUCACAUUCCAAACAGGAAGUCACCACCUGCCCCCCGAUUCAUUCUGGAAUGCUGUUCUUUCCAUCCGAGGAAGCAGGCUGGCCGUGGAUGUGUGUUAGUGUGAAUGAAGGAGUGACUGAGCUGUUGAUAUUGGGGUGAUUGAAGUCAAUAAUGAAACAAACGCUGAUCCAUUGAGUAUUUAACGUUGGCACAUGAUCAAAUGUACAAAAAAAAAAAAAACAGCUCACCUCAUGGGAAGCUGCCUAAAGUGAAUUUAUUAGUUUGUUCAUUUGUUUGUUUGUUUUCUGAACUUAUGACGCAACAAACACUACAAACACGCUUGUGAAUUGAACAGUCAGGAGAAUAAAAGCGCCAGGCCCCGCUACAUUUUGUUGGCAGGUCUAAGAGCAUCAAUGGUACUGAGAAAUAAAACUGGAAGUCAUGCUUUUUGGUACUGGAAAUGGGAAAAAAACACAAUAUUUUUCUUUUCAAGCUAUUAUUUUUAUUAUUAUUAAUGGUACUACAUUAGAUGUACUGAUCAUGUAAUUUACCAGGUAAGUCCUUGUAAUUUUAAGGAAAAAUGUGACUUGAACUUGUACUGCACUUGAUUUUUUUUGUUGUUGUUUUGUUUUUACGAUCAUAAUCGGCUGCUUUUACAUCAGUUUCCACGUUUUCAUCAUAAAAUGUGAAUAGUCAACCAACCCGUGUUGCUGUAACCCAUGUUGUCGUUUCCUAAUCGAUUGAGGAAGUCUUGCAUGGUCCGCACUCAUGCUCAGUUUGUCAAAAUGGCAAAAUAAAAUUGAUUGUGGUUGUGCUUACUUUAUACAAAUACAGGGCUUUCUUUGAUCGAAGGACGAUUUGCACGAGGCUGAUGUGCCAUUACUCGUUUCAUCUUGUAUAGAAUCUUCAGAGCAGGAGAACCUACUUAGUUUUUUUUUUUGCAUCAUAACAGUACAUGUCCACUGAAUGCCAUUUGGAAUUCUCUAUCCAGUUCCUCUGCCAAGAUUUUGUUGCUUAAGGGCUUGUCUGUAAACACCACAGGUAGCGAAAGGAUGAGUCUUAUUGAUUUGCUGUUUAAUCCAAAUUUUAAAGGGUACUACUGGAAACAAUAUCAGUAAAUAUUUUGAAAUAAAAUGUUUUAGUAUGGUCAGAGAAGCUCAGCAGACUACAACACUAACCAUAGUGCUUUAUCAUCAGUUUGACUCCCAUUCUAUUAUUGGUCAGCACAGGCAUCUGUUGGCUGAUGUAUCUGAGCUGGGAAUUCAGCACUUUCCUGUGAGCUCUUUGGCUACCUAGUAAUGCUAGCAUUGCCGGUGGCUGGCUUCACUUGUAUCGAAGGAGGCAUAUGCUUGUCCUCACCCUUCUGGUGUUUGGUUCAAUGCAAGUGAUGGGGAGUCUGAGUGAGUAAGAGGGUAAAAGGAUAAAACUGAAUGUAGGGAAAAAAUAGUUUUAAAAAAAUGACAUUUUAAUAUACAUGAUUUACACCAUGUCAAUUACUGGUGUUUAUUACAGGGUGCAUUACAUAGGUAAAGUAUUAUUCAGAGGUUUGUUAGUACAUAUAUCUAUUGUUUAGAGAAUUAUAGAUUAUGAAUGAUGUUGUAAUAUACAUUUUGGCCAUAAUAUCCAGCUUAAUUUUACAUUUCUGUGCAAAAUGAAGGCAGUUAAUCUAUUUAUCCAUAUUAUGGCAUCCAAUAAUAUAUAUUUUAACUCGUUUGCACUUUAAAAAAAACUGUACCUAUGGAGAUUAAGUGCUCUACAUUAGCUACACCAUGCAUCAGCAAAAGAAGAGGGUUGUGGCAGCAGCUGUGCUAUAUACACGCUCGAAAUGGUCAUGCGAUUAAUAUCUGGGUUCACAUACAUGUCAUGGUUGUACAUGCAAUCCCUCAGUCCCUUACACAUUUACUUACUAUAUGCUACCAGCAGCUGAAAACAAAUAGGGGGAGAAUUUUUGGAUUAUGACAUCACAUGCAGUGGACAUGUACUGUAAUUUACAUACAGGACUUUUUUUCUGGGCAGUAUAGCUAACUGUCCCAUGUGAUUAAUUGAAUUAACUUAUAUCACAACUCAACAUUCAUCUCUUAAUCAAAUGGUAAAACAUUCGCAAACACUGGAAGUUUGAAAAACUGAGAGACCUCAAAUCUCAUCUUUGCGUAAUGUUGCAUAACUAACUCUGGUGUGGAAUUAAAGCUAGUUGUGACAUGCAUCAGUCCAUAUGUUGGUGUCUGUAACAUAACCGAACCCCUCUACCGUUUACAGUAACUCCCACCUUCCUGCUUUACAGUAACUUGAACGCGAUCUGCCUGUGGCUGGGUUCUCCAGACUUGGUUUUUGAUGUUUGUGAACAUUGUUGUGCUCAGCAGUGUCAUAAAUUUGUAGUCUCUUUCUUUUAAUGUUGCUUUGGAUCUUCUUUUCUAUUUUACUUCUCUCUUUGCUAAGUAACAUUUUUUUUAGCAAUCUGAAAGUCUGUGAAUUUGUUUUGGACCUCCACAAAAAAGCAAACAAAAGAAAUGAACUGGAAAAAAAGUCUCUGCUUUGUUUCCAUUGUGACACAAACACACACACACUAGGCUUUUCCACUUAAGUGAGGCUUACAGCAGAGGAGGUGGGAAGGGAUUCUGAUAUCGACUGCAGUUGGUGUGUGUUUGUCAGCCGAAUGAAGGAAAGAAAAACAGCCCUUUUGUCCCUACUGUUCCCCUCCUGUUUUAUUUAUAUUAGUGCUAGACUUGUACACUACUGUAAGAAGGGUUGAUUGUACAUUUGAAACAAAUAUGUAAAAUUAAAUUGUUUAAAAUGAA